AUGAUGUAUUUUUCAACUGUUGGCUGCAAGUCAGUUACUAGGGUACGAUUUUCCGGAUGUCGGUUUCAAUCGACGGUUCAGAAGCAAGACAAGAUAUUGGAGGCUUUGAGCAAGCGAGGAGGAGGUGAUUACAAUCCAGUGAUAUUCGAGCAAAGUUUAAGACAGACGUCCGUUCCCGCUGGAAUCGCAGCGUUUCCUGAUCCCCUCAACCACGACGCCUCGUUGGCAAAUAUUCAACUGCUCAUUAAUAAGAAGGAGAUAGAGAGAGAGGUCAUCAAUGAAAAACUCACUGCUGAACAGAAAGAGCUUAUAAAGCUCGGUCAAUGGACCCCUCCAAUGAUGACACUGAUGAAAUUAACGCUAACUAAGCAUUACAGACACGCUGUUUCCUUUUUCAAGUUUAUCAAAGCCGGGAUUAAAAAUGUUUGGAACACAUAUCUAAGUCUUAGGGCUCAUGUCUACAAAGGCUACUACGUUCUUGAUAACAGCCUCACCACUGGCGAUAUGCCUUCAGGAUUGGCAGAGGAUCGGAAGAUUGCCAUUGGAAACAAUCCAAAAGUUAUUACUGAUCAUCUCUCCAACUAUUUCCACAAUGUCAAAGCCGAAGUGUCAUCAGCCAAUGUUCAAGGGUCUACUAUCUUCAGCUACAGCGGUGAGGGUGUGUUCACCAGAAGCAUGUACCAAGCUGUUCUGAGAACUAGGAAAGAUAUAAUCAAGCUUCCAAUGUUUGCUGUGUUAUUUGGCUUGAUUGAAGAGGGUUUGAUCCCGUUGUGCUAUGCCUUUCCUGGGAUCGCACCCUCGUCUUGCGUUCUUCCCCAGUUACAUGGAAGGUUUUACGGCGAUGCUUCAAAAGCACAGAAGGAGCUCGAAGCUCUUCGUGAGGCCAAAUAUGGGCCAGAUCUGUCGAGGGUAGGUUCAUUAACCCCAUUCAAUAUGCCUGUAGAUGAGCUCUAUUUGGUUGUACGCUCGCUCAGACUCUGUUAUAGCACUCGCAUCUACUCAGAAGGACAUCUCAGAGAGCUAUUGGCCAACAGGUGGAAGCAGGUGAAAUUGGACAAUCUUCUGAUUUUGCGUGACGGGGGUAUUUGGAGACUCAGCACUUUGGAAACCCUGGAUGCCUGCAUCACAAGAGGUCUCAUUGAUUUAGAACAACUGGUACGGUGGGGCAAGAAGGACGAUAUCAAUUUGUAUGACUCCAUUGACUGUACCGAACUGCACACACGACUGUUCCAUUUCAUUAACGAGUGUGAAAAACCCGGCAGGAAUGCCGGUAUGCUUGGUCUAAGCACCAUGGCCAAAACUGCACAAGAGACUUUGGCAUUGUCUGACAAGUAG
Kuraishia capsulata CBS 1993 is the source of this 1335-nucleotide messenger RNA. RefSeq lists its product as uncharacterized. NCBI's taxonomy places the organism in Eukaryota, Fungi, Ascomycota, Pichiomycetes, Pichiales, Pichiaceae. Bases 1 to 1335 code for a protein of 444 amino acids. The transcript has a single exon. The record is from RefSeq and is a predicted model, not a curated record.